Molecule: messenger RNA, 982 nt
Organism: Oncorhynchus mykiss (rainbow trout)
Lineage: Eukaryota; Metazoa; Chordata; Actinopteri; Salmoniformes; Salmonidae
Source: RefSeq, a predicted model, not a curated record
AUGAGUAGAGACUGGGUAGGAAUAGAGUCUCCUCAGACCCAGGGACACAGGCAGCACCUACACAGGUCCCAGCUAAAGGAACACAGGCAGCACCUACACAGGUCCCAGCUAAAGGAACACAGGCAGCACCUACACAGGUCCCAGCUAAAGGAACACAGGCAGCACCUACACGGGUCCCAGCUAAAGGAACACAGGCAGUACCGAUACUGGUCCCAGCUAAAGGAACACAGGCAGCACCGAUACUGGUCCCAGCUAAAGGAACACAGGCAGCACCGAUACUGGUCCCAGCUAAAGGAAUACAGGCAGUACCGAUACUGGUCCCAGCUAAAGGAACACAGGCAGCACCUACACGGGUCCCAGCUAAAGGAACACAGGCAGCACCUACACAGGUCCCAGCUAAAGGAACACAGGCAGCACCUACACGGGUCCCAGCUAAAGGAACACAGGCAGCACCUACACGGGUCCCAGCUAAAGGAACACAGGCAGCACCUACACGGGUCCCAGCUAAAGGAACACAGGCAGCACCUACACGGGUCCCAGCUAAAGGAACACUGGCAGCACCUACACAGGUCCCAGCUAAAGGAACACAGGCAGCACCUACACGGGUCCCAGCUAAAGGAACACAGGCAGCACCUACACGGGUCCCAGCUAAAGGAACACAGGCAGCACCUACACGGGUCCCAGCUAAAGGAACACAGGCAGCACCUACACGGGUCCCAGCUAAAGGAACACUGGCAGCACCUACACAGGUCCCAGCUAAAGGAACACAGGCAGCACCUACACGGGUCCCAGCUAAAGGAACACAGGCAGCACCUACACGGGUCCCAGCUAAAGGAACACAGGCAGCACCUACACGGGUCCCAGCUAAAGGAACACAGGCAGCACCUACACGGGUCCCAGCUAAAGGAACACAGGCAGCACCUACACAGGUCCCAGCUAAAGGAACACUGGCAGCACCUACACGGGUCCCAGCUAAAGGAAG